AGUAAACGCACAAGAGUGAGGUGUAUGGACGUUGGAGAAACAAGAGUGUGUUGGAUUGAUGUCCUCCUGGCCGCCUAAAGGUGACGAUGCCACGUGCGUCCGAUAUAUCUGCGAGCGGUGCAAGAAUGCAGAGCAAACUAAGCGCCUGGACGCCCCUGAACCAUCCCUUGUCCAACAGCCGGCUUUUCGAGGAGAGAUGUUGGCUGCUGACAAAGUGGGUAAGUUGGACUCUCACCUUUCGCACCGCAUCUUCUCCUUCCUCCUCCUCUUCGACGUCUCCGUGCGCUCGGCAGUUCCGCGGCUGGUCUGAGAGCCAGCGGAGGGCGGUGCUCCACGACAUCCUCAGCAAAUGUUCCAAGGAGCAGCUGGAGUUUGUGGGCUGCUGCGUGAGCAGACAGCUCCCCCUGCAGGCCGCCGACUUCACCUGCAUGCUGCCCAGAACCAUCUGCCUUUACGUCUUCUCCUUCCUGGACCCUCGCAGCCUCUGUCGCUGUGCUCAGGUGAGCUGGCGCUGGAGAAGCCUGGCAGAAAUGGACCAGGUGUGGAUGCCCAAGUGCGUGAGACUGGGCUGGUUCCUCACCUUCUGGCCCUCGCAGUUUGAAGGAGGCGCGUGGAAGAGAAAGUACGUCCAGAAGGUGAAGGACAUGCUGAUCAACCAGCACACCGAGGUUGCAGCGAGCAGCAGGCAGGAAGUGUCGGAUGUUCCUCUGCCAAGCAAGCAGGAAGUGUCAGAUGUUCCUCAGCGAAGUGACGAGCAGGACGCCAGAAGAAGGUUUGGCAGCAGAUCGAAGAAGGAGAAAGUUCCGCCUUGGAGAGACGCUGACAGAUGUCCCAAAGACACCAGACGCUUCAACUACCUGGACAACUUGGACACCAUUGGCCCAGCAAAUGGACCAAUCACAGCAGCGCCAACGAAGAGCAGAGCAAACAUUUUCCAGACAAAAACUCAGCAAUCAGACGACAUGACAAGGAAGAUGUUGUCUGACACAAACUACAAACUACGCAAGGUUAAAUCUUUGAUGCUCCUCACUUCAAACGGCGAACAAGACCGUCCUCCUCAGCCCCGCUGGGCGUCUCCCAGUCCGAGUGUGCCGGUUACCAAGGAGACGGCGGAGAAGUUGCUGAGGCUAAGUCAGUGGAAUGCUGGGAGACGUCCGGGCCCUGCGAGGACGCCGAUACCCAGCAUGAGUGUGGAGGCGCUUAAAGCCUCCCAGCGUUCAAACAGGAGCCUUCCCAGUGCACCGCUGUUUGAAUUCCAGCCUCGGACUUGGUCUGGAACGCUCCAACAACACGCAGACUGACCAACACCGCCCCCUGCAGGGGCACUACGGAAUGACAGCUGCACGUUCAAGCCAACCAUUUGAUCCAAGGGGAAAAAGCUGCUGGAAUCAAUACAGUUUUUGGGGCUGGAAUAAAAUAAGGCAGUUGUUUUCCAAUCAACUACAGCAUGUUAGAAAUGUACCACUUUUAUUACCCAAUAGCACCCUUUCAUCAAACAUCUUGCAUUCUUCACACGGAAAUGAAAUAUACAUCUUUGCAUAGUAAAAGCCAUCCCAAAUAUGUUCAUACUAUUGUGUGAGGACUGGAGUGUUUAAGUGACAAUACUUCAAUCAGAUGUUAGCUGCUUAUUUCAAAAGCAGGCUAUUGUCCACUUGCAGUGGCAGCAUACUCAAAUGACCACAGAAUAUGGCAGUAAUAUUCCAUGUGUGAAAGGGGAACUGCACUUGUUUGCCUAUCCUUCACGUUUAUUAUGGGAGACAUGACGACGGCUGUAUUUUUAAAAAUGCAUUCCAACUCGUAAAUAAACGUAAAUAUAAGUCCGUUUACAGCGGAGUCAAUUUGAUUGAUUGAUUGAAACCUUUAUUAGUAGAUUGCACAGUACAGUACAUAUUCCGUACAAUUGACCACUAAAUGGUAACACCCAAAUAAGUUUUUCUACUUGUUUAAGUCGGGGUCCAAGUAAAUCAAUUCAUGGUAAAAUAAAAACGUGGUUCAAUAAAACUCAAUACAUAACCAUCCGAAAAGUGCCAACAAUACUCCAUAUGACUUGAAUAUUAUGCAAGUAUCAGCGAUAUUGUUAUCAUAUAGUCCGGACUAUAGAGCGCACCGGUAUACAAGUAAACUUUAGAAUAUUUUUUUCCCCUACAUAUGCAUACUUACACUCAUGCACAUAAUCACGUUUCAUCAAACAUAUAUAAACAUUGUUGCCCUAGGUUAAACUGGGUAUAACACAUUGCACACGGACAAAGCUUAACCUAUUGUUACUAUAACAAUCUACAAGGUUAAUGUAGGUUGCUUCUUUUUCUCCCCCUCCAUUUUUCUGCAUUCUUUCGUAUCUCAAGUUAUCAUUACGUAUAUGUAUUGUUGCAUUUGAACAACUGUAUUGUUGAUAAUAACGGUAAAGUAUUGGUAUUGUUCAUUAUCAAUAGCGCUAUUUCUAUUGGUAUUUGAAUUGCUCCAUUUGUAGUGUAAUAAUGCUCAUUGUCAUUUCUGUAUUAGUUUUUAUUUUCGCUAACUGCCUAUUUGCUAUUACUUUUACCAUCAUAUUUGUACAUGUCGUAUUUGCUGAUGUUGCUCUAUUGUUGUUGUUUGCUGCUGUUGUUUUUGUCUCUCUGUCUUAUCCCCCUCUUGUCCCCACAAUUUCCCCCUCUGUCUUCCUUUUUUCCUCUUUCUAUCCCCUCCUGCUCCGGCCCGGCUGCACUAAAUGAAAAUAUAAAUACAUUUAAUAAAGUUAAAUACAAAUAAGGCAACAAGAGAAGUAUCCUACACUUCUCUUCUGUAAAGUAAAUCUGAACAGCCGACAUGGGCAUC
Nerophis lumbriciformis (worm pipefish) is the source of this 2811-nucleotide messenger RNA. RefSeq names its product F-box protein 16 (gene fbxo16). The record is from RefSeq and is a predicted model, not a curated record. Gene Ontology annotation, molecular function: protein binding. Lineage: Eukaryota; Metazoa; Chordata; Actinopteri; Syngnathiformes; Syngnathidae.